Molecule: messenger RNA, 2718 nt
Organism: Cottoperca gobio
Lineage: Eukaryota; Metazoa; Chordata; Actinopteri; Perciformes; Bovichtidae
Product: probable polypeptide N-acetylgalactosaminyltransferase 8
Exons: 11
Coding region: 189-2060 (623 amino acids)
Biological process (GO): protein O-linked glycosylation
Cellular component (GO): Golgi apparatus
Molecular function (GO): polypeptide N-acetylgalactosaminyltransferase activity
Source: RefSeq, a predicted model, not a curated record
AGCUGAGUGAAGACUGAACCUCAUGCCAAAUGUGGUUUGAAUUUAGUUUCACAUAACUCAGCUAUGGUGGGUCGAAGUGCGUGAGUGUAUUUGGUUAAGUGUGUGUGUGUGCAGAGAGGGUGGAAAGAAAGAGAGCACCUGAGUGGAUUACUUCUUUAUUAGGAGAAGAUUUGACAGCAACACAUGACAUGCAUAGGUGCACCAGGAUGAGAUUUGGCCGGAUUAAAGGAUUACUUCUGACUUUUGCUGUGGUCGGGUCUCUUCUUUACCUCGUCUCCAUUCAGAGGGAGGUUCAUACACUAUCGGGGAGACGCCACAGGGCCCACGACAAUGACUCCAUCAGGGACCGGGGCAUGCUCAAGAGGAUGGGUAAGAUGGAAACAGACAUCGACACGCUGCUCAAUAUGAUGAAUAAACUUGAAAAGAAAGAAGUGGUGAAGCAGAACAUCGUAGAGGAGAAGAAGGAGAGGAAAGUGGUGAGGAAGCUGUACCCGAACUCGGCUCUGUUCCGCAAGUGGGGCGCUGAGCUGUCCGAGGAGGAGCAGAAGGAGGCCGAGAGUUUGUUUCAGAGAUACGGCUACAACGCCUUCCUCAGUGACCGGCUGCCCCUCAACAGAGAGAUCCCUGACACCAGGCCGUCCAGGUGUGCGGAGAAAAAGUACCCAGAGGAUCUGCCUUCCAUCAGCAUCGUGUUAAUCUACCUGGAUGAAGCUCUUUCUAUAAUCAAAAGGGCCGUCCGCAGCAUCAUCGACAAGACACCAGCUCGACUGCUGAAAGAAAUCAUACUGGUGGACGACCACAGCAGUAGUGAUGAUUUAAUGGACAAACUGGAUGAAUACAUCGACUUCAUCAACGAGGAGCAUAAAGACCUGGUGAAGAGAGUCAGGCACUCCAAGCGGCUCGGCCUCACCCAGGCCAGACUGUCGGGAUGGAAGGUGGCUGUGGGGGACGUGGUGGCCAUCUUGGACGCUCACAUAGAAGUCCAUUUACAAUGGGCAGAACCACUGUUAACUCGGAUCAAAGAGGACCGCACUGUGAUAUUGACACCAGUGUUUGACAACGUCAGAUAUGAUGACCUGACACUUAUUCCCUACAUACCUAGCGCGGAUGCCUUCAACUGGGCUCUGUGGUGCAUGUACGAGCGUUUCCGUCCCGAGUGGUACGCUUUAAAGGACGAUUCACAACCUGGAAAGAGCCCCUCCAUUAUGGGGAUUCUUGUAGCUGAUCGCAAGUUCUUCGGAGAAAUCGGAAGCCUCGAUGGUGGGAUGAAAGUAUAUGGUGGGGAAAAUGUGGAACUCGGCAUUCGGGUGUGGCUGUGCGGAGGAAGCAUAGAAGUCAUACCUUGCUCUAAAAUUGCUCACAUUGAACGGGCCACCAAGCCUUACAUCUCAGACUUGGGUAAGAUGGUGCGGCGUAAUGCUCUUAGAGUGGCAGAGGUGUGGCUAGAUGAAUAUAAAUACAACGUCAACAUUGCCUGGAACGUUCCCUUAGAAAAUCAUGGGAUAGACAUUGGUGACGUGUCAGAGCGGAAAAAGCUGAGAGAGAGUCUGAAUUGCAAACCCUUUAAAUGGUAUCUGGAUAACAUUUACCCCAUGCUCGACCCUCUGCACGACCUGCUAGGCUAUGGAGCGCUGAUUAGUGAUCUGAAGCCAGAUCUCUGCAUUGACCAAGGCCCAAUGCCCGGGAACACACCCAUUGUUUAUGGAUGCCACUACGCUUCACCUCAGCACUGUUUUUAUCGCACUGAUGGACAACUCUACAUCGGCGGAAUAAAAUCUCACAAGUACAACAGCAACCGCUGUCUGGUGGACCCCGGCACUGGAGUGUACCCGGGACUGUACCCGUGCAAAAUAGCCCUGCAGAAGAAAUUCCACCUACUGUGGGAUUUUAAACAGGACGGACCUAUCCAAAACAGAGAAACAAAGAGAUGCCUGGAGAUUGCGACGGCUGAAGACGGCGUCUACAUACUUGUUGUUCAGAGGUGCAGCGGUCAGCGCUGGAAAAUACAACAUCUCAUCAAAGGCCACAGUCUGGUGGGCGAGGCCCAGAAGACGAGAUGAUGAAUGAGCCAUUAUUGCACGGAAACGGCAUCUCGGUGAAACACCGGUUUGUCUUUUGGUAACUGUGCAAAGUAGUGAAAUUAAUUAUUGUUUUUGACAAAUAUAACAGCCCAGUCAAUCAAUAACAAAGAUACGGGAGUUCAAAUCGCUUAAAAGGUUGUAUAGAUGUUUGCUUUAUUGUUAUGACAGGAUGCGUUGUCCUGAGUGAUGUAAGAUGAAUGCGUCCCAUCUGUUCUGCCACAUGACCAGAGCCGUGUCCUUCAGAUGGGCUGGCAGCGAGCUGUACCUGCAGGCAGACACUCUGAAUCAGAACUCCUCCAACUACAGUGAUUAUUAUUGGAAAGGUUCAUUGUCGGCUAAAAAAAAAACUUAUAUGGGGAAAUGUACGUUUUCCCACCAUAAUGUAGAAAUCGCAUUCUUUUCUCGCUUCCUACAGCCUUUGAUUUCCAUUCUGAUAUGAAAAUCAAUCUGCUGACACUUAAAACUUUCUUGCAUCAUAAGAAGUUACAUGUGCAGCUUACAGUUUCAAGAAGUCUCUUGGUUGGUGCAUUCAGGGACACCCCCAACAUCCAAAGAUAAACAGUAAGCAAAUGUGAACAUUGUGUAAAAGCUAAGUUUUGAUUGUUUCUUGGAAUAAAAAUGUUGCUGUUCAGGGAGA